CUAAUACUGGAUGAGCUCCGCUGUGGACGGAGGAUGCUGCUUUGGGCCGUUCCAGCGUGUCGCGUUCGGAACCGGUUUACUGCACAGAACCGCGCCGUUUGCUGUUUGCUGCCAGGUCAUUUCUUCCCAACCUUAUGGCCGGUUGUACUUGGAAGAUUCCCUGGAUCUGGACGGGUCAGGGUAGUGCGUUUAGCCGCUGCUUAGCCCGCUAAGCCCCGGUACUUCCGUCCUGUUAUCUUGGUGGGGCCGCGGUGAACACUCCUUGGCCGACGCGCGUUGUUGACACGGAGUGGAAACACUCGGAGCUGUGCGUGACUAUUGGCUGCGCGUAUUGACUCAGGCUCUUGGCGAAACGGAUGCAACAGUUUGUGCGCCGGUGAAAGCUUUGUGGAUAAGACCGCUUCAGUGGGAACAUACGGAGAGGAACGUGGCUUCCUGCAGCUGACACGAUUUAAGCCCUGGACGAGAUGGCGUCUGCAAAUGCCACAUAUGGACAGAAGGAGACCACGGACCAGAACUUCGAUUACAUGUUCAAAAUCCUCAUCAUUGGCAACAGCAGUGUUGGAAAGACGUCCUUUCUUUUCCGCUAUGCAGAUGACUCGUUCACGCCAGCCUUUGUCAGCACAGUUGGCAUCGACUUUAAGGUCAAGACAAUCUACAGGAAUGACAAAAGAAUAAAGCUGCAGAUCUGGGACACUGCUGGCCAGGAGCGCUACAGGACAAUCACAACCGCUUACUACAGAGGAGCCAUGGGCUUCAUUCUCAUGUAUGACAUCACCAAUGAGGAGUCCUUCAAUGCUGUGCAAGACUGGUCAACCCAGAUCAAGACAUACUCGUGGGACAACGCUCAGGUCCUCCUGGUGGGGAACAAGUGUGAUAUGGAGGACGAACGAGUGGUAGCUUCAGAGAGAGGCCGACAGCUGUCAGAACAGCUGGGGUUCGAGUACUUCGAAGCGAGCGCUAAGGACAACAUCAACGUGAAGCAGACCUUCGAGCGGCUGGUGGACAUCAUCUGCGAGAGGAUGUCAGAGACUCUGGACAACAACGACCCGUCUGUGACAGGAACCAAACAGGGUCCACAGCUCAACGAGCAGCCUCAGAGGUCCCAUCAGGAUUGUGCUUGCUAAACACUACCACACACACACACACACAAGUGCGUUUUUACAUCCACGUGGGGACAUACCAUUGACAUUAAUUCCUUCCCUAGCCACUUACUCUAACCCCCACCAUCAUAAUUAAAGGCCUUUGCUCUAAUCCGAACCAAAACUCAAUUCUAAUCAGCCCUAAAAUCAUAUCUUGACACCUGGAAAAAGCCUUCAAACUUUGAGGGGACCGACCAAGUGUCCUCACCUCGAUAGCAAAAACAUGGUUUAUGGUCCCCACGUUGCAGGAAAAACAAGUGUACACACACACACACACACACACACACACACACACACACACACACACACACACACACACACACACACCUGUUGUCCAGAAAAACACAGACAUAUCUGCAUUUCUGACUUUUUUCUGUCUUGUAAUCACAACAACAUACAUUACAUAUAGACACUGCCAUACAUAGACACAAGCCAGGCUUCAUAGAGUCUAUAUUCUCCCCACACCACGUCUACAUGAGGUGGAUUGGGUGAUACUUUAGUCGGAGGGGUGUAGAACUCCAUAAUAUUGUAAUGCAGUCCAAGUUCCUGUAAUAGUUCAACACUCAUGAUGUAAUUUAACAGAAUGGAAAAAGUCGCGUCUGAUUUCACCGUUCCAUCAGUGGGGUGUAGUUACAGACGCUUGUGAUGGAGGGGUGUGUUCCUGCCUCAAACCUAGAAAGUCAUUUCCAGACGUUUUACUUUUUUUUAAUUUUCUUGCUGUGGGUAGAAGUGCUUUUUAAUAUUUUUAAAUUGGUUGGGUCUGGGUUCUGUUUUUUGAGCAUGUGAAAUCACUGGUCAUUCCUAGUGUUGUGCUUGAAAUUAUCAUGGUCCAAGGUUGAAUUUUAAAACAGGGUCAAGUUCUAAUGUUUCUUUAAAAACGUAGAAAAAACGUGGAUAUCAGGUCAUUAGUCACAUUAUUAGUAUAGAAUUUACUUUGAUUAGUCUUUUAUGUUCAGUUUAAUGGUAGAAGAUACGCAGCCUCAGAGGCCACUAGACCUUUUUUAUUUAUUUGGGUUUUUUUUUUUUGUUUUAUUUAUUUUCUUUGUACAAUUUUUAAACCGGUCCAAAUCAAAUGUUGUCUUUUACCAUAUGAGCAGAGUAUAUAAAUGUCUAAAGAUAAAUAGAUGCACAUUUUCUGAUGCAUUAAUAAUAUAAAUACAUAUUUUAACGUCUGAAUGAUUUAGGAUGUUGGAGUCCUAUCUGUGCUUUAGUGAGAGGUGCAUGUUGAUGUCAUAACCAUUGCUGGAUGGUUAUUUGUAUGAGCUGUGUUCUGAAUUUAAAUCCCAUCUGUCCUACGGUUUCAGUGCUCAUGGGGCUAAAGGUUUAACAUGUUAAGCUCAUGGCCCCGUAUAAUUGUAUUAACUUUCACGUACUGCACGCGCUCAGGAGCAAGGCACGUGGUGCAGCACAGACCUGCCAGGUCACUCAUCGCCCAGUCUCUCCUGUCUUUGUCGUCUUUUGCUGGGGAGGAAACGUGAUGUUUUUGCGCAUGUUAAAUUGUGAGUUGUUUCUCUCCCUAAUUCUUUGGUUAGGGAUUUGUCUGCUCAUGUUUAAAGUACAAGCCCUUGUGACGGUCAUACAUUCACAGAUGUGCUGAGACAUGAAAACUAUUUUUAACAUCUGUUGCAAAAUGAUGGGAUAUUAUUUAUUUUGUAUUUUUUAUAACUUAUUCGCAAAUUGUCAUCUUCUAUUAUAUAUUGCAACCUGCACUCGACUCAUGAGAUGUUCAGUAGUAUUCAGCUGCUUCAACUGUACCAGCUUUAUAACAGAUGUAGUUGUGUUCACUGUAAGAACCAAACUGCUUCACUAAGAUGAAAACGAAACACUGGCCGGUGUAAAAAGUCUCCAUCGUUUGUGUUUCAUAUCAGUGAGUGUGUGCAGCCGAUGGAUGUGAGGCGGACUGUUCCCGCACAGCAAUAGCAUCAGGUUCAUGUGGGCGUCUGUCCAACGGCAGCCGUAGACCUCCUCCUUUCCAAAGAGCUCUCACUUGAAUGUUUAGAGCCAUAAGAAGCUUUGCUCACUGCUACUUGUAUGUUUUGCGCCUCUGCUGUGGUUUGACAGAGGACAGUUCAGUUGGGAGGUAGACUGAACAUUAUGAACACUUCAUUAAAGUUAUUCUUCUGGCUUUUGUUCACUUUUUUUUAAUGGUUUGUUUUUCUGCAACACUUUGAUGACUUAGGAAGUCGUAUGGAUCCUGUAGAACCCUGCCCUCCUCUCCAUCUCCCCUGUAAAUAGGACUUUUCAGCCCCUUGGGUGUUAGUUGUGUAAUUUGUGCUGUAAUUCUGUAAUGCUGGAUUUGCUAAAACGAGGAAUCAAUAAAGAAAUUGUAAACGUUU
This is a messenger RNA of Betta splendens (Siamese fighting fish), 3478 nucleotides long. RefSeq names its product RAB3A, member RAS oncogene family, a (gene rab3aa). Gene Ontology annotation, biological process: maintenance of presynaptic active zone structure; protein localization to plasma membrane; regulation of exocytosis. Gene Ontology annotation, cellular component: plasma membrane; synaptic vesicle; endosome. Gene Ontology annotation, molecular function: GTP binding; GTPase activity. The record is from RefSeq and is a predicted model, not a curated record. The coding region runs from base 468 to 1127 and encodes 219 amino acids. The transcript has 5 exons. NCBI's taxonomy places the organism in Eukaryota, Metazoa, Chordata, Actinopteri, Anabantiformes, Osphronemidae.